AUGGAGGCUCCUGUUAGGGCUAUCAGCAACCUCACUGCAACAGACCUGGGAGCCGAUACUGCAGCCUACUGGGAGGCCAUGGGAAUCAUGAACAACUGCCUGCAGUCCUAUGAGGAGUGCACAGUGUUCCUUUGCUGCUGCAUAAUUAAGAGACCUGCCAGAACCCUUAAUGUCGAUGUUCUGGCUUCAGCUGCCCCUCCACUCAUUCGGAGGUUGGGAUCCUGUGCCCCUCACUUAUGGUGCAUGCUGGUCGCUACCAUCUGGAUCUUCUCUACAACCAUCCUCAGACACGAUGAUGUCAGUCUAUCUCCCCAAGAGCGGUUCCAGAUCUUAAGUGCUCUAGGGCAGGACAUCAAAAUCAACAAAAAAUUUUCCAAGGCUUCUUACAUGAGCCUGAGAGAUGACUUCUUCAAAAUGGCAGCUGACCUGGAUGAAUGUGGAAAAGAAGAAGCAGCCUUUAUUCUCUAUCAUAAAUUCCUCACAUUAUAUUUGGAAAAACUGAACAUUGGCCCAAAAUUCCAAAAAAGGGAUGCGCAUGGAAGAAGAUCGAAUUUCAUCAAGAUCCUAAACAUCGUUUUUGACAGGGCUGAGACUCUAAAGAUGAAACUCCUAAGCAAAUAUAACAGGGAAUAUGAAAAACACCUAAUGGAGAUGAAGCAGAAAGAGGAGGAAGCAGCAGAGCAGGCAGCCUUCUGGGAGGACAUAAAACCAGGAUGUUCCAGUUCUUGCACUAUUUCAUUUGAUCCAUUUUAUGGACUUAAAGAAAAGAAAAUUGGAGAAGUGGGACCUGGCCUACAAUCAACAGCAAAGGAGGCUCAACCUUCCUCAGUACCAACCAAAACCUCCAGCCCACCACAGCAGUGUGCAGUAGAGAAUAAUACUAAGUUUGUCACUCCAAGCACAUCAUCAUCUGCCAAAGGGCCUGGGGAAAAUGACACAGAGAAAAGCACAGUUCAGAAAGUCAGAAGUCUACGUCCUGUGAUCCUCCCUCACGAUUUAUGUGAGAAAUUUCUAAAGUCUGCAAGGAAGAACACUAAGAAGAAAAUUGAGACCUGUGGUGUUUUGUGCGGAUCCAUGGUAGGAGAGGAAUACCAUAUCACGCACAUAGUCAUACCCCUCCAGGAAGGAGGCCCUGACUAUUGCUAUGCCACCAAUGAAGAGGAACUGUUUUUUAUCCAAGAAGAACUGGGGCUUCUCACCUUAGGGUGGAUUCAUACCCAUCCAACCCAGAGAGCAUUCUUAUCAAGUGUGGACCUACACACCCACUUUUGCUACCAGCAGAUGCUGCCUGAGUCCAUCGCAGUUGUGUGUGCCCCCAAAUACAAAGAAAUUGGAAUUUUCUCACUGACACCUACUGGGAUAAAUGAAAUUUCCUGCUGUUCCAUGAGGGGGUUCCAUCCUCAUAGAGAGGACACUCCUCUCUUCAGUAACUGUGGCCAUGUCACCACCAAGAACACCACAGUGAUGAUCACUGAUUUACGAUGA
This is a messenger RNA of Meriones unguiculatus (Mongolian gerbil), 1485 nucleotides long. Its product is annotated as STAM-binding protein-like. The record is from RefSeq and is a predicted model, not a curated record. Lineage: Eukaryota; Metazoa; Chordata; Mammalia; Rodentia; Muridae. Bases 1 to 1485 code for a protein of 494 amino acids. Gene Ontology annotation, biological process: protein K63-linked deubiquitination. Gene Ontology annotation, cellular component: membrane; endosome. Gene Ontology annotation, molecular function: K63-linked deubiquitinase activity; protein binding; metal-dependent deubiquitinase activity. The transcript is spliced from 11 exons.